This is a messenger RNA of Cannabis sativa, 2088 nucleotides long. RefSeq lists its product as uncharacterized. NCBI's taxonomy places the organism in Eukaryota, Viridiplantae, Streptophyta, Magnoliopsida, Rosales, Cannabaceae. The coding region runs from base 287 to 1648 and encodes 453 amino acids. The record is from RefSeq and is a predicted model, not a curated record. The transcript has 16 exons.
AAAGACAUGUCACAUGUACAAGGUAUCUAAUAUCUAUCUCCACAAAAUUGUUUAAUUUAUGAAGAAAAAGAAAUUGGGGAGAGAAAUGAGCGCCACUAGUACGGCCCAAGUGAUGACGUGGCGAGAGUAGAACGAGUUGGGACUUGGGAAUGAAAACAGAGACAGAGAGAAAAGAGAAUCAAGUACUUUCUUUUCUUCGGUCUCAUCAUGGGUCGCGCCUUAUGCUUCUCUGCUUGGUCCAAACACAGAAUCGGAGUUUGAAGAGAGACAAACUAAAUAUAUAUAAAUGAAGAAAGACAAGGGCAUCGCACUGUUUCCCCACCAAGACGAUGAACACCACAACCAAAACUACCAUGCCGCCAACAAAGACAAUACCUCCUUUCCUUCCGUUAGAUUCUCUUCUCGUAAUGCUUCUUCCAAAUACGACUUCGUCAAGGUGAAGGUGUGGUUGGGUGAUAAUGCGGAUCACUACUACGUGCUUUCCAGGUUUUUGCUCAGUAGAAUGCUGACUGUUACUAAGAUCCCAAAUCACGUAGCAAUAAAAAUCGCACUUGAGCUCAAGAAGCUGCUUAUAGACAACAGCCUUCUAGAUGUCUCUCAGUCUGAUUUGGAAGCUAAUCUGUUUAAGCUUAUGGAGCGGAGGGGUUAUGGAGAGGAGUACAUAAAUCGUUACAAGAUGAUGACCAGGUUUCAUCAUCAAAGAGUGCCACUAGUCAUUCUUGUUUGUGGAACUGCAUGUGUUGGGAAGUCCACUAUUGCUACCCAACUUGCACAGAGGCUAAAUUUGCCAAAUGUCUUGCAGACAGAUAUGGUUUAUGAAUUGCUGCGCACAUCAACAGAUGCCCCAUUGGCAUCAACUCCAGUAUGGGCGCGAGACUUCAGCUCCUCUGAGGAGUUAAUUACUGAAUUUUGCCGCGAAUGCAGAAUUGUUCGUAAAGGUUUGGCUGGUGAUCUGAAGAAAGCAAUGAAAGAUGGAAAACCAAUAAUAAUAGAGGGUAUACAUUUGGAUCCAAGCAUAUAUCUAAUGGAUGAUGAAAGCAAACUAACAUCUAACUUGCAAGAAAAAGAUAAGCAGACAAGUUCAGUAUCUGUUGCAUCAAAUGAUAGUAAAACACAAGCGGAAAAUAAUAUUUCAAAUGCUUCUAGAAGCCAUGAUGAAGUUAGUGAGCAGCAUAUUCAUUCACAAGAAGAAUUUUCAGCUAAUGAGGUGAAUAAAGUCUCUGAUCAUCUGGAAGCUAUUGAUAUAACAGGAAAUACUCAAGAGAAUACAGAUGGUGCUACUAAAGAUCCAGUAACGAAUAAAAAUUCCCCUGCAAAGAAAGAAAAGUCUGGUCCUGAAGCUAUAAUUGUACCAUUAGUAUUGAAGAUGGCUGAAUUUGACCAUAAGGCAUUACUUGAGGAGUGGAUAUCAACUCGUACAUUUAGGGAUACCAGUCUAGUCCAGGAUAAAGAUAAACUAGUAGCCAAUUUGAAAACCAUUCAGGACUAUCUGUGCUCAUUUAAAUCACAGGGUUUAUCAGUGGUCAAUGUAUCAGCUACUACAUUUCCACAAACUUUGGAUUGGUUGCAUGGUUAUCUAUUGCAGAGCAUUGAACAAGGUAUUUCAUCAUCGUCCAAUGGAAAUGAGAAGAAGGUUGGAGCUACUUAAGCUGAAUACAGAUGCUAGCUCAAGGCAGAGGUACCCAUGUAUGAAUAGAACAACGGUCCACACAAAGGUGGAUAUAAAUAAGUCUAUCAGGGUACUGAAAGCAGCCUACACAAGUCAGCUGGAUGCAUAAAACCUAAUAUAUUUGAAGAGAAGAAAAACAAAAAGAAAUAAGGGGAACCAUAUCUUUGACGGCAUUGCAGUGACCUAUUGUAAGAUUUAAAAUAAUAUAGCAUUUGUAUAAUUUCUGAAUAAUGUCAAAUUAUUGAGUGUAUGACCAGUUUCAAGCAUCUGGAUAUUACUUUAUUAGUGGUUUAUAGACGCUAAUGAGUUGGGACACAAAAGUAGAUUUAGGUAAAUUGUUGUUGUUGCUGUUUUUUUAUUUUGUAAUAGAUACGACGAAUACAUUUGUUAAAUUAUAUUACAUAACAAGCUCCAUAUCA